GAAAUUCGAAAACAUGGCGAUUCGACAUGAGAUGGCCGUUGGCCUCAACAAGGGCCACAAGAUGACCAAGAACAGCACCGUCAAGAAAGCAACCAGGAAAGGGAUUAACAAGCAUGCUAAGUUUGUGCGUGACCUGAUUCGUGAGGUGACUGGACUUGCUCCAUACGAGAAGAGGUGCAUGGAGUUCCUCAGGGUGGGCAAGGACAAGAAGGCUCUCAAGUUCUGCAAGAGGAGGUUGGGAACUCUUGGCCGUGGCCGCAGAAAGCGUGAGGAGAUGAACGCCAUCUUAGCCGCCCAGAGGAAGGCCGCCUCUGCUGCUGCACAAGCCGCCUCCGCAGCCGAGAAGGCCAAGUAAACCAACAAUGACUCAUGUGAACAGGAUAUAUGUGGACUCUGUAUAUAUCCUAGGACCUGUUUUAUUCCCAUCAUGGGCCAAUAUGGAAGAACUUCUAGUUAGUCCUUGUAAAUGUGCGGUUUUACGAGAGCUGCAUGGGGUCUUCAUAUUCUUCAAGCUCCGAUAGUUGACAGAGGGGUAUGAUGUCAUUUUGCAAACUGAUUGGUAGAUCUUCAGGUAUUGAUGUGAUCAUUUUGUGAAUAAAAGAGAGCGGGAUAUUAACAGAGAAA
Molecule: messenger RNA, 624 nt
Organism: Strongylocentrotus purpuratus (purple sea urchin)
Lineage: Eukaryota; Metazoa; Echinodermata; Echinoidea; Camarodonta; Strongylocentrotidae
Gene: rpl36
Product: ribosomal protein L36
Biological process (GO): cytoplasmic translation
Cellular component (GO): cytosolic large ribosomal subunit; ribosome
Molecular function (GO): structural constituent of ribosome
Source: RefSeq, marked validated